AUGAGCGUCUUCCUCCGUAGCCGCCUUUCCCAACGAGCCACACCCUCCAUCGCCGCCCGCCAACUGGCUCCCCUUCGCAGCGCCUACCCCCUGAGGCAACGCUUCUACGCUCACAGCUCCUACGGGGGCGAUGGCGAAACCGAAGCCCAGCAACCCGAUAACCCACGGAACCAACCUACGCGAGACAUUGAGCACCCAGGUCCACCUCCACCGGACACGGGAUCCAAUUCUAGUGCGAAGAGCAGCAGCGGCAGUAGCAGCAGCAAGCAGCCGUCGAACAAGGCCCAUCCGACUCUAGCUGAUGGGGACGAGUCGCCGUAUGUCGAUAAGGAUGGACAUACCACGGCAGAUGCGCCCGAAGAUGUGAGACGGCAUAAUGAGGACAUUGAGAAGAGGGCGGAUCGGCCGACGGAACGUGCUGGUUGA
Messenger RNA from Aspergillus welwitschiae, 426 nucleotides. RefSeq lists its product as uncharacterized. The transcript has 2 exons. Lineage: Eukaryota; Fungi; Ascomycota; Eurotiomycetes; Eurotiales; Aspergillaceae. Bases 1 to 426 code for a protein of 141 amino acids. The record is from RefSeq and is a predicted model, not a curated record.